AUGGAGGCUCUCGCUGCAUUUUCGCUGGCAGGAACCAUAGUCCAGGUUGUGGACUUCAGCUCGAAAGUCCUAACUACCACGCAUGAGCUCUACAAGUCGACGGAAAAGAUCACCAUUUUCCAACCGUACGAGCUGGUUGCGGCCGACCUGUGCAAGAUAACCCAGCAUCUGAAUGAACGCAAGCUCCCACAAAUUAGUGGCGGGCAAAGUGCUGCUACUCUGAACAACAACCACUCGCUACAAGCACUUCUCAACGAAUGCUCCGAGGUGGCCUCGAAGCUUCUGGCUCGCUUUGAGAAGCUCAGAGUUCAAGGGAAGAAGACAAAGUAA
Messenger RNA from Aspergillus calidoustus, 330 nucleotides. The record is from the annotation of a GenBank genome assembly. NCBI's taxonomy places the organism in Eukaryota, Fungi, Ascomycota, Eurotiomycetes, Eurotiales, Aspergillaceae.